AUGCGUAGAACAACUGAUUGUUUUCGUGUUCCUCCAUCUUCACCACUGGAUAUUUAUUCUACAAUUGAUGGUUACACAAACAUUGAAUCCACCAGUUUAUGUCCUCCAAACGAGUUACCACUGAAAGAUGUUAAACUGAGACGUGGUAAAUCUGAAAAUUGUAAAGAUUCUUUAAAAAGUUUCCAUAGAGAAUUAGUUUUACGUUUGAUGAAAGAAGUUCCACAAGCUACUGAGUCUGAAUGCCAAGCUGUACUAAUAGGCAGCAGUUAUGAUUAUGAAGAAGCUACUAGGAGGUUAAAAUUUGAAUUACUAUGCCGUAAAGGUUAUGUAUCUCGAUCACAUAGUAAACGUUUGUUACAUAAAUAUAAUUGGGAUUUAGAUGCAGCUAUUUCACGAGCUCAUUAUGAAUAUGAAUUUCGAAAAUUAAAACGUCAAGAAAAAGAACAAAUACUAUUUGAUGAUAUAGAUCAAUUAUCAUAUUUUAAUCAAACUAAAGGUUGUAAUAAAUAUUUAACACAUUCAUCAACUUCAUCAGAUUCUUCUUUAUCAAAUUUACCAUGUUCUGUUAAUCAUCAAUCAGUUAUUUCACCAUGGUAUGAUGAAGGUCGAAGAAGUAAUCUAUUUUAA
Messenger RNA from Schistosoma mattheei, 627 nucleotides. The record is from the annotation of a GenBank genome assembly. Lineage: Eukaryota; Metazoa; Platyhelminthes; Trematoda; Strigeidida; Schistosomatidae.